Molecule: messenger RNA, 1152 nt
Organism: Microthlaspi erraticum
Lineage: Eukaryota; Viridiplantae; Streptophyta; Magnoliopsida; Brassicales; Brassicaceae
Source: the annotation of a GenBank genome assembly
AUGCAGAUUAGGUUAGAAGAAGGAAAAGAAAAUGGAAUCUCAGUUAGAACAGUGCAGAGCAAAGCAUUUCCACCGAAAUUGCUUCUAGUGCUAGGUCUAUUUCUUGCUUUCGCUGUUACAGUCUUCAUCAUCAGUGUAUCUACAAUCAAGUAUACGGGAAUCCAAAGCGUAGUAACCACAGUCACUUCCAGCUUCGUGCCAUGCCGUGAGGAGGAAUCGAGCGGUUUGAGUAGAUGGAUACAGCCUCCUGCUGCUGUGAUGCAUAACAUGAGCGACGAGGAGCUUCUGUGGCGUGCUUCUUUCUGGCCUCGGAGGAAAGAGUAUCCGUUUAAAAGGGUGCCGAAGAUUGCGUUCAUGUUCUUGACUAAAGGUCCCUUGCCGCUUGCUUUGCUCUGGGAGAGGUUUUUCAAAGGUCACAGAGGGCUUUACUCGGUUUACAUUCAUCCCCACCCUUCUUUUACGGCCAAGUUUCCGGCUAACUCUGUUUUCCACGGCAGGCAGAUACCUAGCCAGGUUGCAGAGUGGGGGAGAAUGUCCAUGUGUGAUGCGGAGAAGCGGCUUCUAGCCAACGCGCUGCUGGAUAUCUCCAACGAGAGGUUCGUCCUUGUCUCGGAGUCAUGUAUCCCACUCUACAACUUCACGACAAUCUACAGCUACUUGAGCCGAUCGAAACACAGCUUCAUGGGUGCUUUUGAUGACCCUGGACCGUUUGGGCGCGGCCGAUACAACCAGAACAUGGAACCUGAAGUUCCCGUCACCAAAUGGCGGAAAGGGUCUCAGUGGUUUGAGGUUAACCGGGAGCUCGCAGCGACGAUUGUGGAAGACACGUUGUAUUACCCGAAGUUCAGAGAGUAUUGCAGGCCUGCUUGCUAUGUGGACGAGCAUUAUUUCCCAACGAUGUUGACGAUUGAGAAACCAAUGGUUUUGGCUAACCGGAGCUUGACGUGGGUGGACUGGUCUAGGGGCGGUCCCCACCCGGCUACGUUUGGGCGAUCGGACAUUACGGAGAGUUUCUUUGGAAGGAUCUUUGAUGGAAGAGACUGCAGUUACAAUGGUCGCAACACUUCCAUGUGUUAUCUCUUUGCGAGGAAGUUUGCUCCGAGUGCUUUGGAGCCUUUGCUUCACAUUGCUCCCAAGAUUCUAGGAUUCUGA